This is a messenger RNA of Sebastes umbrosus (honeycomb rockfish), 2482 nucleotides long. RefSeq names its product low affinity immunoglobulin gamma Fc region receptor II-like. Gene Ontology annotation, biological process: cell surface receptor signaling pathway. NCBI's taxonomy places the organism in Eukaryota, Metazoa, Chordata, Actinopteri, Perciformes, Sebastidae. The transcript has 5 exons. The record is from RefSeq and is a predicted model, not a curated record. The coding region runs from base 135 to 881 and encodes 248 amino acids. Gene Ontology annotation, molecular function: transmembrane signaling receptor activity.
GCAGCUUUAAAGGGGAAACUGAAGGAUAUUUAAGGUGAUAAGUGUGACCUCUAACGGAGAGACGGAGAAGGUUUCAGAGAGAGGAAGUUGAGCAGAGAUCAGAGCGUCGGUCCGUCAGUAGGACGUUAAACAGGAUGCAGUUAACACCGUUCUGCCUGAUGCUCUCCUGUCUCCAGGUGAGCCCCGACAGGUCUCAGUUCUUCCGGUACGACUCGGUCUCUCUGAGUUGCGAUGAUCAGGUGAACUCCACCGGUUGGAAGGUGAAGAGGAAAACGUCGGAGGGGGGGGUCAGACCCUGCUCCUCCGGAUGGGGCACCACCUCCUCGGGCGCCACCUGCGUCAUCGGGAACACCUACCCGUCAGACAGCGGCGUGUACUGGUGUGAGUCCGAAGACGGAAACCGGAGCAACAGCGUGAACAUCACCAUCACCGAUCGCACCGUUCUCCUGGAGAGUCCCGCCCUCCCGGUGUCGGAGGGAGCCGCCGUAACUCUGCGCUGUAAAGCCGAGACGUUCUCCUCCGACCACACGUUUGAUUUCCAUAAAGACGGCCUUCCCGUCGGCAGCAGCUCCACCGGAGAGAUGACCAUUCACGGCGUGUCCAAACUGGACGAAGGACUCUACAUGUGCAGCAUCCCCGGAUUCGGAGAAUCGGUCAGCAGCUGGCUGACCGUUGACGGUUCUCUUCCUCCUACAUCUUCAGAUCCGCCUUCAGCUUCCUGUUCAGUUUCUGUCUCCAGGCUGAUGUGUCACCUGGUGGUUGGAACCCCUUACCUGCUGUCCACCAUCUUACUGGGACUCAUAUACAGAGACAGGAACCGAGCUCGGACGGUUGCAGAGAGAAGAGGCAGCCACAAUGUCAUCAUGGAAAUAGCUGUAUAGUCCUACAAACUGGUACAAAAAGUGGUAUAUAAAUUCUGCAUCACGUGGGACCCUGGAUGUCCUGGAGAUCCAUGUUUACCACCUGUUGAAUUAUCUGACCGACGACCACUGAAUUUAAAUACAAAUGAUGCGUUUGUUAUCUUUUACAGCUGAAUACUAUAGGACACACAAAUUCAGAUGUAAAUAAAAUUGAACAUUUAAGGAAGAUUUGUCAUGUUUGUUGCUUCAUUGUGAUUAGCUGUGUUUGUGCAGUGUACUCUAAGUUUAUUUCAGUAUACUUAAGUAAAGUUCAAGUAUUUUUCCCCCAAGUAUACUUUAUGUAAUAACUAUACUAAUAUCAAUGUACCCAAAGUAUACUUGUAAGUGUACUACUUUAAUACUUCUUGGAACUUUAAGUUCUUUACGUACUUUACGUGUAAGAACAGUAAACUUUGAGUACACUAUUAGUUUACAUCUAAGUCUUAUUUUGUACUGCAACUAUACUAUUAGUAUACUGUUACUCUACUAGUUUAAUACUUGUAGCCCACUUAGUUUAUGGAAGUAAACUUUAAAGUGUACUCUCAGUAAACUACUAGUUUAAUAGUUUUUAAACUGCAAGUAUACUUGUAUAUACUUGUAGUCCACUUUUUAGUUGAUGAAAGUAUACUUUCUAUCCUAUAAGUUAUAGUACUUAGCCAAUGAUUUAUGUAUUACUUAAAGAUACUGGCUCCUUUUUCUAUUUGACUUGAUGUUUUGUGAUGAUAAAAAUGCCUCUACGGUGAACGGAGAAUCCAAAAACGUAGAAAAUUCUUGAUGAAUUGAAGUAAAUUCAUGUCAAAACAUCAGUUUACAAACUCUCACACACUCUAAUAGGCUUCUCCAUCAAGCCAAGUAUAAGUUUCUGUAUGCCUAUAAGGUAAGAAUACUUAAUUAUAAGUUUCUUAAGUACAUCUCGAUCAAAAGAUUAAGUACAAAUAUAAGCCAAGUAUACGUAGACUUUUCUGUAUACUUGUCAGUAUGAGCCAAGUGUACUUAAGUACUUAGAACUCUGAUAAGUACAUAAAAAGUAAACUGAAAGUAUACUACUUGAAUAAACUUGUAUUUGUUAAGGGUAGCGGCGCUGGCCCUGGUAUUUCUCUCAGCACAGUCUCGCUUAGAGGUAAACGAAUGUUGGAUUGUACAUUGCGACGGAUACAAAACACAUAAUCGUGGUGUUAAAUGCUGUCGAGUGUGAAAAGGAAGUGGAGGGUGUUUGUGGUUUUCGUCAUGCAAACAUUAGGAGGUGUGAAGUCUUUGUCCAUCUGUUGUGUUGAUGUGUUUUAGUUUUUUUUCCAUUUGACAUUUAAUCUCCGUCCAGAAUUUAAUUCAGAUUUUAGUGAAUCUUUUACUGACACAAACAACUUUUAUUCUUUUCUCACAUUCUUAUUCUUUUUGGGGUCAGUUGUGGUGAGAUUAUUCCUGUUGAAACUAGGUCAGUGUUAUUUCUACGAAGUGGAAACAAAGAGAGGACAUUGGGCCGCUUUAAAACCCCUGUAAAGGCCAACAAACAUGUACUACAAAUAUUAAUCUAAUAUAAAUGUUGUAAAAUAACUUAUAAUUCUUUAAAAAAAAAAAAAAAAAAA